Molecule: messenger RNA, 1320 nt
Organism: Drosophila subobscura
Lineage: Eukaryota; Metazoa; Arthropoda; Insecta; Diptera; Drosophilidae
Gene: Cpr100A
Product: DNA translocase FtsK
Exons: 3
Coding region: 222-959 (245 amino acids)
Cellular component (GO): chitin-based extracellular matrix
Molecular function (GO): structural constituent of chitin-based larval cuticle
Source: RefSeq, a predicted model, not a curated record
GCGGAAGGCAGUUUAUUGAAUAAAUCGGUUGUCGUCGGUCCAAGUCCAGUCCCCACAUCCGAGUCCAAAAUUCCCUCCUUGCUAACGGACAGCAAAGUGUAAAGGCGCGAGUGAUUCCCCAAAUUCUCCACAAAGACUGAGAGAGAGAGAGAGAUCUAGAGUGCAGUUUACGCAGUAGCUUACCAAGGAUACACACAUCCCCUACAAAAAUAUUUAACAAAAUGUUCCGCUUUCUCGCCCUGACCACCCUGGUGGCCCUGGCUGCCUGCCAGAACAACUAUCACCAGGACCCCAAGACGGCGGCCAUCAUCAGCGAGCAGCGCUAUCUUUCUGGCGACGGUAAAUUCGGUGCCGCCUACGAGCAGGAGGAUGGCAUCAACUUCAAGGAGGAAACCGAUUCCGAUGGCACCCGCCACGGCAGCUACAGCUACGUGGAUCCCUCCGGUCAGCGUCGCACCAUCUCCUACACGGCGGGCAAGAAUGGCUUCCAGGCCUCUGGCGACCAUCUGCCCCAGGCACCACCCGCACCACCACAGCCCGUGCCCACCGCCGGAUACCAGCCACAGCCACAGUAUCAGCCCCAGCAACAGCAGCAGCAGCAGCAGUACCAGGCGCCCGCACCCCAGCACCAGCCCUCUUUCCGCAGCAACGACUACGAUGAUGGGUCGUACGAUCCCCGCUAUAACGAUCCCAGCUUCGGCCAGAACCAGCAGACUUAUCAUCAGCCGGCUCCUCAGCCGCAGUACCGCCCCGCCCCGCAGCCCGCCUACAAUCCGGCCCCACAGCAGACGUACCACCAGCCCGCCCCGCAGCCGCAGUACCACCAGCCGCAGCAGCAGCCCCAGCAGCAGGCGUACUACACCACGACCACGCCCAACCCCCAUCGCUUCUCGCCGCCCGGCAAGCUCUCCCUGAACCGCACGCCAGAUGGCUUCACCUACUCCUUCAACAAGGUCUAAGGGAUCCCAAGGAGACUUGGAGAUAGUUAUAGAUGUUGCAUCUUCUUCAUUACUCUUUACUCUCUUUACUCCCCUAACACGCCCUCUCUUCUGUCACAACUAGAACCCCCGAUUUCCACCUGAUUCUUAUUCUUGACUUCAUCAAAACUCUUGUGUGAUAUGUUUAAGAGCAAAUUGUAAACUAUGUGUCGUACUUCCUAUAUGCGUAUGAGCCGCUCUUCGUUUAUUUGUAACUCAUAAUUCUCCUCAGAUCCAAUUCCAGCUACAUAAUUCUUACUCUAAUCGAAGCUGUCUAAAUGUAAAGCGAAGCAAAUAAACUUGUUGCGGUUCGCAGAUGUUGAAUCCAAAUCCAAAUCCAAAA